Messenger RNA from Strongylus vulgaris, 623 nucleotides. The record is from the annotation of a GenBank genome assembly. NCBI's taxonomy places the organism in Eukaryota, Metazoa, Nematoda, Chromadorea, Rhabditida, Strongylidae.
AUGGUGGCACAACCAAAUAGUGACAUUGCCAUUGCUGAUCAGCCAGCUAAAGAAACACCUCUUGGAACUCCAAGAAUUGAGGCAGCUUCCGUUGAGAAAACAAACUUUGUGAAGGCUGUUGAAAAUCCACUCGCAGAGAAGAACCAUGAUGCUUCGCAUGUAGAGAAGUCGGCAGAAAAGUCUGAAGUGGAGAAGCCCGCUGGGAAAGUCUCAUAUGAAAAUCCGCUUAUCGACUUCCACACUUCGAGUGAAGAAGAAAGGAAUAAGUCGCCCUCUACUAUCACAGCGGAACCUGUACAUAAAGAAAAUAUCACCAAUCAUGUGCGCACAAAUGGGAUAGAGCAUCAAGCUCAUCCAGAAAUAGCUGCUGAUCUCCCUGGUACCGUCCCGUCAAAGGAAGGGGACGGAUCCCUAUUGAGGAAGGUGCCAACACCGCCCAAUGAUUUCCUAAUAAGCACACAAGCUCACCGACUUCGCCGUGAGCAAGAGCAGCGUGAAAUUGAUGAGCGCAAAGCCCGUAUUGCUGCUAUACUUGCGAAGUCACGUGACUUGUCUAGUGGUGCCCCCGUUGUGGGUGGACGAAUUUCGCCACCGAGAGGUUUGUCAGUUAAUAGGGGAUGAAA